GCGGUGGUGCCCGACUUCGACCCCGCCAAACUAGCAAGACGCAGUCAAGAACGAGACAAUCUUGGCAUGUUGGUCUGGUCACCUAAUCAGAAUCUGUCAGAGGCAAAACUGGAUGAAUACAUUGCCAUUGCCAAAGAGAAGCAUGGGUACAACAUGGAACAGGCUCUGGGGAUGCUCUUUUGGCAUAAGCAUAAUAUUGAAAAAUCAUUGGCUGAUUUGCCCAACUUUACCCCCUUCCCAGAUGAGUGGACUGUGGAAGAUAAAGUCUUGUUUGAGCAAGCCUUUAGUUUUCAUGGGAAAACUUUUCAUAGAAUACAACAAAUGCUUCCUGAUAAAUCUAUAGCAAGUCUGGUGAAAUUUUAUUACUCUUGGAAGAAGACGAGGACUAAAACUAGUGUGAUGGAUCGCCAUGCUCGGAAACAGAAGCGGGAGCGUGAGGAGAGUGAGGAUGAACUGGAAGAAACAAAUGGAAAUAACCCCAUUGACAUUGAGGUUGAUCAAAACAAGGAAAGCAAAAAGGAGGUUCCCCCUACUGAGACAGUUCCUCAGGUCAAGAAAGAAAAACACAGCACACAAGCUAAAAACAGAGCAAAAAGGAAACCUCCGAAAGGAAUGUUUCUUUCUCAAGAAGAUGUGGAGGCUGUUUCUGCCAACGCCACUGCUGCUACCACAGUGCUCAGACAACUGGACAUGGAAUUAGUUUCAAUCAAACGACAGAUUCAGAAUAUUAAACAGACAAACAGUGCUCUCAAAGAAAAGCUUGAUGGUGGAAUAGAACCGUACCGACUUCCUGAGGUCGUUCAGAAAUGUAAUGCACGUUGGACCACAGAAGAGCAGCUUCUUGCCGUACAAGCCAUCAGGAAAUAUGGCCGAGAUUUUCAGGCGAUCUCAGAUGUUAUUGGGAACAAAUCAGUGGUACAAGUGAAGAACUUUUUUGUAAAUUACCGACGCCGCUUCAACAUUGAUGAAGUUUUACAAGAAUGGGAGGCAGAACAUGGCAAAGAGGAGACCAAUGGGCCCACUACCCAGAAACCCAUGAAAUCCCCGGAUAAUUCUAUUAAGAUGCCUGAAGAGGAGGACGAGGCUGCUUCUGUUCUUGACGUCAGAUACGCAUCUGCCUCAUGAGAACUCUGGUAACUUUGAACACUCGGUUUGGACUACUGUGUUAUCCAGGAUAUCAGGUAUUCCGAGACAUCACCUAGCCAUCUGCAUCACAUCUCUGUGGACAAGCAGCUAUUACCAAAAAGGCAUACACUUCCAGGCCGUGCUACAUCUGCCUUAAUUCCCUGCUCGUUCCUCCAUGUUGGCGCCACUUCCCAGAGGCUCUGUUGCAUCUCUCACACUCUGCUGAAGUGCUGGGGACAACUUGGGCCUGUACCCCUCCUGUCACUCUGGGAACUGCCUCCCCAGGCGGAACCCCUGAGCCCCACCACUGGCAGCUCUUCCCAGUCAGCUUCAAAACAGGUAGAACUCAGAAGGCACGGCUCUGGUCCUGCAUGGCCUGCAAGUUUUAUUUUGUGCAUAAUGUAAUUUUCAGAGUAACUGUGACCCCAUUGGCCUUCUCGGAAGUUUCUGUUGUUCUCUCCUGAGGCCACCACCUAAAUGAUAUCAUGCUUGAUCUUCAGAAAUCAGAAUACAUUAGCAGACUGCAUCAUAACCUGUCCGUGCUGAACAUCCCAAUGAAGCUCACUCUGCCCUAAUAGAGGGUAUAAUUAUGGUUCAUGAACUUAGCUGACUUAGCCUCCCCCCUUCCCAAGUGGGAACAAACCCAUUCACAGCAACUGUCCUUAGACACUGCAGCUUAAAGGGAACGUGGGCCCCAGCGCUUUCUGCCUUCAACGUUCAGCAUUGCAACCCCCCAGUAGACACACCCCAUCUUUUCCUGAUGCCCCCUACCACCACCACCACCACCACCCAACUCCAAGAGAUUCAGUCCAUAUCACUGUACCUGGUGCUUGUACAUUUGGAAUUGGUGCCUUCUCCUUUUGGCAACCAUAUUAUCAAUCCUUUUCUGUUUUAGUGUCUUAUUUCUUUGUUAAAGUUUAUUGCUUGCCAAAGAUGACAUCACUGAGAUUACGAGACAGGAGCGUUUGCUACAGGUCUGACAGGCAGAUUUGGAGUGUCAGGUUAGCUCAGUAGAGGCCACUAGAAUAGCUGGAGACUGUUCUGUGAAGCUACACACGGCUCGUUCCCCAGUCUCGUGGUAUGCCUGGCCUUUCACAUGUCCCUCAUCUGUUCUUUUGUGUCCCUCAUGUACUAUGUGAUCACACAAACACCACGCCCUCUGUUUUCAUAUCAGAGUCCAGGAGAGAAGGGGUCAGUGUGCUGACCCAUGAGCCUACAUCAUGGCACAUCAUGCCUUUGGUUGGACCGGGAACAAGUGAAUUUUCCUAAUAAAUGUUCAGAGACUUCCAGAAUCACUUUUGUUCUCUUACUUUGUUUGGGCCUGCUGAGGGUUGGAGGAGCAGACUAUCAAACUGCAUUUUAGCAGAGCCUGUUCCCACCCAUGGCCAGUUCAGACUGCACUAAAUAUGUAGAAAUAGCUUUUGUUGUUGUUUGCAUCAUUUAAAUCUUUUUUCUGCUUUCAAUACCAAAAAGAAGAAGAAGGAAAAAAAAAUGCUUUAAGGCAUACAUAGUCAGAAUUCUUAAGAAUUUAAAAUAUGCAAUUAAAGUUUUAAUAUUUUUGACUCCCAAGCACCUUGUUUUUAUUUUUAAGUCAGCUGAUUUUCUGUUUAGAAAGUGUGUCAGCUAUAAUCCUGGGUUUUGGUGAACUGUUUUUUUGUUUUGUUUUGUUUUGUU
Molecule: messenger RNA, 2799 nt
Organism: Tupaia belangeri chinensis (Chinese tree shrew)
Lineage: Eukaryota; Metazoa; Chordata; Mammalia; Scandentia; Tupaiidae
Gene: RCOR1
Product: REST corepressor 1
Biological process (GO): regulation of transcription by RNA polymerase II; negative regulation of DNA-templated transcription
Cellular component (GO): histone deacetylase complex; transcription regulator complex
Molecular function (GO): transcription corepressor activity
Source: RefSeq, a predicted model, not a curated record